This is a messenger RNA of Aspergillus alliaceus, 981 nucleotides long. RefSeq lists its product as uncharacterized. The coding region runs from base 204 to 914 and encodes 236 amino acids. The record is from RefSeq and is a predicted model, not a curated record. The transcript is spliced from 3 exons. NCBI's taxonomy places the organism in Eukaryota, Fungi, Ascomycota, Eurotiomycetes, Eurotiales, Aspergillaceae.
AUUUAACCGAUGCAGUCAAUAAUUGGCAGAUUGGAUGCCCUGCACAGAUGAGAUGCGAUGGUGCCAUACCAAUGACUAGGGGUCAUCAAUUCCUAACAGAGGAAACGUUUGUAGUGACAGGGAUGUAAAGAAUCAGAUUUUAUUGUAUGGUGGCACCAUUCUCUCCGAGUAGGUCUCAAACUUGAAGACUAUCUCAUGGGGCGAUGGCCGACCAAAAGGACGCCUUCCAGGUCCUGUCCAGUGAGAAUCGCGGUACAAUCAUCAACUUGACCUCUGUCUCCCUCCUGAUUGUGGCCAUCAUCUUCGUGGCCGCCAAGUUCGGAUCUGCGAUCUACUUCAAGCAGCGACGGACUCCCAUUUGGGCGGCCUUGAUUUUUGCAAUCAUCCAUUUCGUUCUCUUACAGAAGGUGGUUGACCAUGGACUGGGAAAACACCAAGACCGACUUAGUGAUGGCGACAUCCAGGCCUGGAGCAAGUUCGCAUAUACUGCGCAUCUUCUGCUGAUCGUUGCCAUGUCGCUUUCCGAGAUGUCGACCAUUCUGCUGAUUUGGAAGUUAACACCGAGUAAGAGCCUGCGUUGCAGCUGUGCUGUUACCGCUGGUAUUGUCAUGGGCUGGUCAAUCUUCACGGUGUUGGGUAUAGCAUUCCAAUGUGAGAUGCCUGGUCCGUGGCUGUACUCGCCUGAGCGAUGUGCUGGGAAGGGUGCCAUAUUCUACCUGAUCGCAGUCUUCAACAUCCUCACGGAAGUCAUCAUCAUCGGCCUACCCUUCAUCAUGAUGCACAACCUCCAGAGGGUCUGGCACAAGCGAGUGAAGAACCUGUUCUCCUUCUCCUCGCGCUUAAGCAUCGUCACCCUCGGAAUUGCCCACCUCGCCCUCCUCCCCUCCUUCAGCCACAACCGAUGUCUCCUGUGACGCCCCAUUCCCAUUCCAAAUACCUCACAAAAAAAAAAAAAAAAAAAAAAAAAAAAAAAAAAAAAAA